Molecule: messenger RNA, 4072 nt
Organism: Orycteropus afer afer
Lineage: Eukaryota; Metazoa; Chordata; Mammalia; Tubulidentata; Orycteropodidae
Source: RefSeq, a predicted model, not a curated record
CUGGACCUGGGCACCGCCGGCUGCUUGGGCACGGGACUGGGCGGGGGCACUGACCUCGGCCUAGAAGGCCUGGGAUCCAGUAGCCAUUCGCACCCGCAGGUGCCUGCUAGUCGCACGCCCUCCCCAAACCCUUGCUGCUCGCCGCUCCUCGUGCCCCCCUCCUUCGUUCCCUCCUCUCCUUCCUCACCCGUGCCCGCGAGAGAACCCGCCCGCCCGCCCCCUCCUGCAGGGGUGUAGCCGCCUGCGGAGCUGACAUCGGCCCCGCAGCAACCUUGCCCAAACUCUCCGGAAGCGGCCGGAGUAGACAGGGUGCUCAGGCCGCCAAAGCCCCGGCAGACCCACGGUUAGACCAGAGGCGCGGGCCCUGCUCCAGGUCCAAACUUGGAGUGCUUGACCUUUGGCUGUCGGAGGAGGCAAGCCCGCGGGUGGUUGGACAGCUGCAGCGCCGCGAGGGCAUCUUGCCCGGGGUUCCAGGACCGUCGGCUGCACUCCGGGCUCCUGGCUUUUCCUCUGGGAUCCCGAGGUGUCCACAUCAGGCGCAUGUUGACCGAGACUUGGAGUCAUGGAUGUGUGCGCCGGCCUUGCCCUGUGGCUCCUCUGGGGUCUUCUCCUGCAUCAGGGCCAGAGCCUCAGCCAUAGUCACAGCGAGAAGGCAACAGGAGCGGGCUCAGGGGCCGGUUUUGAGGAGUCCACCGUAGCAGAGUUUUGCCGGAUUGACAAGCCCCUGUGCGACAGUGAGGAUGAGAAGCUCAGCUUUGAGGCCGUCCGCAGCAUCCACAAGCUGAUGGACGAUGAUGCCAAUGGUGAUGUGGAUGUGGAAGAAAGUGAUGAGUUCUUGAGAGAAGAUCUCAAUUACCAUGACCCAACCGUGAAACACAGCACGUUCCAUGGUGAGGAUAAGCUCAUCAGUGUGGAGGACCUCUGGAAGGCAUGGAAGUCCUCAGAAGUGUAUAACUGGACCGUGGAAGAGGUGGUGCAGUGGUUGAUUACGUAUGUGGAGCUGCCUCAGUAUGAGGAGACCUUCCGGAAGCUGCAGCUUGGGGGCCAUGCCAUGCCAAGGCUAGCUGUAACCAAUACCACCAUGACAGGGACUGUUCUGAAGAUGACAGACCGGAGCCAUCGGCAGAAGCUUCAGCUGAAGGCCCUGGACACAGUGCUUUUUGGGCCUCCUCUCUUGACACGCCACAAUCACCUCAAAGACUUCAUGCUAGUGGUGUCUAUCGUUAUUGGUGUGGGCGGCUGCUGGUUUGCCUAUAUCCAGAACCGUUACUCCAAGGAGCACAUGAAGAAGAUGAUGAAGGAUCUGGAGGGGUUACACCGAGCUGAGCAGAGUCUGCAUGACCUUCAGGAAAGGCUGCACAAGGCCCAGGAAGAACACCGCACAGUAGAGGUGGAGAAGGUACAUCUGGAGAAGAAGCUGCGUGAUGAGAUCAACCUUGCCAAGCAGGAAGCCCAGCGGCUGAAGGAGCUGCGGGAAGGCACUGAGAAUGAACGGAGCCGCCAAAAAUAUGCUGAGGAGGAGUUGGAGCAGGUUCGGGAGGCCUUGAGGAAGGCGGAGAAGGAGCUGGAGUCUCACAGCUCAUGGUACGCUCCCGAAGCCCUCCAGAAGUGGCUGCAGCUGACACACGAGGUGGAGGUGCAGUACUACAACAUUAAGAAGCAAAAUGCCGAGAAGCAGCUCCUGGUGGCCAAGGAGGGGGCUGAGAAGAUAAAAAAGAAGAGGAACACGCUUUUUGGCACCUUCCACGUGGCCCACAGCUCUUCCCUGGAUGAUGUGGAUCACAAAAUCCUAACUGCUAAGCAAGCAUUGAGUGAGGUGACGGCAGCAUUGCGGGAGCGACUGCACCGCUGGCAACAGAUUGAGAUCCUCUGUGGCUUCCAGAUUGUCAAUAACCCUGGCAUCCACUCGCUGGUGGCUGCCCUCAACAUAGACCCCAGCUGGAUGGGCAGCACCCGCCCCAACCCUGCCCACUUCAUUAUGACUGAUGACGUGGAUGAUAUGGAUGAAGAGAUUGUGUCACCCUUGUCCAUGCAGUCCCCCAGCCUGCAGAGCAGUGUCCGGCAGCGCCUGACGGAACCACAGCAUGGCCUAGGAUCUCAGAGAGGAUCAUCUCUAAAGGCAAACAGGCUCUCUAGUAAGGGAUUUGACCCAUUCCGAUUCGGAGUCCUCCCUCCAUAUGAGUGACCGCCAGCGGAUGGCCCCCAAGCCUCCUCAGAUGGUCCGUGCUGCAGAUGAGGCUAUUAAUGCCAUGACUUCCAAUGGAAGCCACCGGCUGAUUGAGGGGGUCCACCCAGGGUCCCUAGUGGAGAAACUGCCUGACAGCCCUGCCCUGGCCAAGAAGGCACCACUGGCGCUGAACCAUGGGCUGGAUAAGGCCCAUAGCCUAAUGGAGCUGAGCCUCUCAGCCCCACUUAGUGGCUCUCCACUUUUGGAUUCUUCCCGUUCUCACAGCCCCAGUUUCCUAGACCCAGACACACCAUGCCCAGUCGGGGACAGCCGAGUCCUGCAGGCUGGUCGAAAUACACGUAUUCCCCACCUAGCUGGCAAGAAGGCUGUAGCUGAGGAGGAUAAUGGCUCCAUUGGUGAGGAGACAGACUCCAGCCCAGGCCGGAAGAAGUUUCCCCUCAAAAUCUUUAAGAAGCCUCUUAAGAAGUAGGCAGGAUUGGGGUGGUAGUGGUGGGACAGCUUGUCCUUUUCUGGGUCUUCUGCCUCCCCAUUCUCCACCCCCAACAUACCUGGGCCCUAGAGUGGGGCAUGGGAGGGGCUGGCCCAGUGGCUGGGCACUGUACAUACCCACUCCCCUUGACCUUGGGUCCUUCAACAUUAUUUAUUAACUGACCAUCAUGGCCUGCCUGCCCUCUCUUCCUCCCAACCAUGAGCUGCUUCUGUCACUCCCUCUCCACUUCAGUGCAUGUCUUAGUUGCUCCUCCCUCCCUGCCCCCUCAGCUCUCAGCUCCACCUCUGGGGUCCAGCUUCUGCCUCUGCUAUCCCAGUUUUGUGGUUUGGUUUCUUGUUUCUGUCUUCUGCUUUCAGGCUCCUUGUUUCCUCCACUCUCCGACUUCCCCUAGCAGCUUCAGGGAAGAUAGGUAGAGUAACUUCUGACACCUGUGUCUCAGAUCAGUCCCACCUUACCCACGAUGGUUCUUUGUGCCCUAGACAGGGGCCUAGGGCCUAAUUUUUGGACAUUGUUCUUUGGGAGUGUAGUAGGCCUAAAGGAGGAUGCUCAGCCUGGAGCUCGCUUAGGUCUCCAGAGGUCCAUGGGGAAGUGAAGCCAACUCCCAGGGAACAAGCCACCAGAGACUUCUGAAGAGAGGCCAGGCUCAGGGAUGGAUAGGGAGAGACCUUUCUUAGUUGGAGGAUGAGUGGAGCCAGAGCUGUGUGCUGUAAGCAGUCACCUUUCUUCUCCCACCCAUACUUGCCACCCUCUUCCCCCUGCUUACCCACACUGCAGGAGGGUUUGUCUCUAAGAGGUGCUGCUCCAAUGCUCCCCAAGCGUCAGUUCUUCUGGGGCUCAGGACAAUUGGCUCCCUGGCCAUGUUAGCCACAGCCAUGUUACAGGGCUCCAAUGGGGCCCUGUACCUGUUGGGCACUGAUGCUGUUGCAUUUGAACCAAAUACAAAACAGUUUAAAAGUGAAAAAAGAAAUCUCCUGAAUUUCCCAAGUGCCUGCAUCGCAUACUCCCCGUGUCAGAUCCUAUUUUCAUGUUACUGUAUAGCCUGGGCCAGAGGCUCAAAAAGGACACAAUCAGUUUGGGGAAGGGAUGGCUAAGGAAGAUGGUGUAGGUGAAGGUGGCUGUGUGACCACUGCCCUCCCCCCUUCCCAGCCUCUAGACAACUCCCUCCCUUACCUGUUUUUGCUAUGGCUGUAAAGGUAUUUUCCCUCUGCCACACUCCAUCAUGCCGCUACCCUGGGAUCCUAUUUUGGGCCUGGGAUGGGUGUACCUGGGGCUGGUCUUAGGAGGGUGCUAGGCCACAGACUGCCUUGUGCCCUCUGGACUCCCUCACAUGGGUUUUUCUGUGUCAUUUCAUAAGACUCUUUGAAGUCCAAUAAAGCAUGUAGGAGAUUUUAACC